Blastomyces gilchristii SLH14081 is the source of this 1337-nucleotide messenger RNA. Its product is annotated as U6 snRNA-associated Sm-like protein LSm5. The transcript is spliced from 6 exons. Lineage: Eukaryota; Fungi; Ascomycota; Eurotiomycetes; Onygenales; Ajellomycetaceae. Bases 567 to 821 code for a protein of 84 amino acids. The record is from RefSeq and is a predicted model, not a curated record. Gene Ontology annotation, cellular component: Lsm1-7-Pat1 complex; U6 snRNP; U4/U6 x U5 tri-snRNP complex. Gene Ontology annotation, molecular function: RNA binding. Gene Ontology annotation, biological process: mRNA splicing, via spliceosome.
UCUCACCAUCCGCUGCCCAAACGAAACCGCAAAUGAUCAUUUCUGGACUUGCGAUUCCCUUCUGACGGAAUACGCCAGCCUGAGCAUGUUGCCGAAGAGCAUUGUCUUAGCCCAUGUGGUAGCAGGGCUGGAGACAACAUUAUCCAAACGAACGAGGAGGCAUGAUAGAUAUGAACGAAUGUAAUCUGGCUGAUUAGUCAAGGGCAGCCAUUAACGAUACUCCCUCCACCAUCAGAACACGAUACAGAACAGGUCCAAUGAACUGGAACUAAUGUUGGCGAUGGAUGCUUCUCCUUUGUCUGAAGAGAAAUUUCCGUUCGCCGCAUCGGGCUGUCGGAGUUGACAUAGCUAACUAUUCUCAAAGCGGUUAGAUCCGUAAUGCACCACCAUCAUCAACAGGCCAGAUCCCGCAGAGAAGCGCCGCCAAUUAGGAGUAUAGUAAAUGCAAGUGGCUUGAUUUCUAUGCUGAAAUACUCUUGCCUUCAUUUCUCCAACUAUAUCUGUGCUUCGAACGGAGUUUGGGAGUGUUUCAAUUACUUCUCAACACCGAAACGAUACUCUUCACCAUGGCUUCCCAGCUUCUCCCUCUGGAGUUGAUUGAUAAAUGUGUUGGUUCGAAAAUCUGGGUUGUCAUGAAAGGCGAUAAAGAGUUUGCCGGCACCCUACUCGGUUUCGAUGACUAUGUCAAUAUGGUUCUUGAAGAUGUCACUGAAUUUGACUACACAGGGGCUCAGACCAAACUACCAAAGAUACUCUUGAACGGGAAUAAUAUCUGCAUGUUGAUCCCUGGUGGGGAAGGCCCCGUUGCUGCCGGCUCAUAGCGGAAAUCGCCGAUUUUAAGCCUGGAAGGUUCCGCGAUUGCGUGCUAUUCUCAUGGCUAUUAAACCGCGUGUAGCACGCGCAAAUGUAUGCAUCACACUGAACCACGAAACUCGGUAUCCAACUGAAUCCUCGUGUUGUUGCCGUAUGCCCCUCUUCUAAUCCCUGAUCGAGACGAUAUUGAAUCCACGGGGCGGGUACAUGAGGAUUUUACUUGCUGUUUCUUCUUUUUCUCUUCUAACCAUCUUACCUACUUGAGUCUGCUGGCGUUUUAAGGGAUGAAGGAUAAAAAGGCUAUGUUAAAUGAUAAUAGGCAUGAGGACAUCCCUAUCAUAAAUAAUUCAAACCCAACUGCUGGGGCAGGGACCAGCACCGAAUUGGUACUGACCCUUAGUUCCUCUCUAAGUUAAUAUUUUCUUUUCCUACUCCAUUUCUGUUGUUGCUAUAUUCCAAAGUUUCCAGGUUCGAAGACAUUCAAAUCUCUUCCUCGAUAUAAGCCGAGAAAGAGAGAUUGGGUA